AUGACAGAUCUCACUGAGAUUGGCAGGAGGGAGGAUAGUAUUACAAGCCCAGGAAUCAGCUCGAGGGAAGAUGGUACUAUGGAUCAUACCAAGAUCAGUGAUAAGAGAGGGGGUAUGGUGGAUUCUGCCAGAAUCAGUAGUAGGAGAGAUCCUAUCACAGAUUCUGCAGAGAUCAGCAAUAAGGAUGGUCAUACAAUGAGCUCUUGUGGGGGGGAGUGGGACCAAGUGCCACCAAGAGGGGGACCGAGCUCGGGAGCAUGUAGCUGGUUACCACACAGGGGGGCCAUGAGAUUAAGGCCUGAAGAGCUGUCACUGGUCAAGAGAGGAGGAGCAGUGUCAAGGGAACUGGCAAACAGGGCAUGA
Ustilago hordei is the source of this 363-nucleotide messenger RNA. RefSeq lists its product as uncharacterized. Bases 1 to 363 code for a protein of 120 amino acids. NCBI's taxonomy places the organism in Eukaryota, Fungi, Basidiomycota, Ustilaginomycetes, Ustilaginales, Ustilaginaceae. The transcript has a single exon. The record is from RefSeq and is a predicted model, not a curated record.